This is a messenger RNA of Ceratosolen solmsi marchali, 369 nucleotides long. RefSeq lists its product as uncharacterized. The record is from RefSeq and is a predicted model, not a curated record. The transcript has 3 exons. NCBI's taxonomy places the organism in Eukaryota, Metazoa, Arthropoda, Insecta, Hymenoptera, Agaonidae. Bases 1 to 312 code for a protein of 103 amino acids.
AUGGCCUCUGCAAGAAUCAUUGCCGCGGUGGUGAUCGUCGCUGUCAUUGAUCUCGGCAUCGUCUUAAAAACAUCGAGCGCUUUGCCCACACCGGACAGCGCGGGAAUCGUCGAAAUGAUUAAUGGACUCGCAUACGGUGGCAUUCCGUAUGGAAGUGUGAGUGGCAUGCUAGCGAAUCCAAUGCCACAGAAUCGAGAUGCAUAUUAUGCACACAAUGACGUGCAGCAGGUAGCGGUUCUCGUGCCUAAUGGGAGGACAAUUUUACAGGAUACGGCACAAGUUGCAGGUCCACUCAAUUCCAUUGGUUACUGAUACAUUUGAUCGAUGAACCGAGCAAUAGGCAUUAUCUAUGAGACGUAAAUGUGUUGG